Durio zibethinus is the source of this 2155-nucleotide messenger RNA. RefSeq lists its product as uncharacterized. Lineage: Eukaryota; Viridiplantae; Streptophyta; Magnoliopsida; Malvales; Malvaceae. The record is from RefSeq and is a predicted model, not a curated record.
UAAAAAAAAUCAAAAUGAUCCGUAAUUUUCAUUAUCCAAACUGGAAAUAAGUCAAGUUUUGUUUUGCACGAAACGAUGUACCCAGAAUAAUCCAACACUACCUCUGGUUAAUAAUCACCACACCUAGCACGCAUAAUAAUUGAACAGAAGCAAAGCAACGAAGAUUGCCUCUUCUCUGAAUCUGAUGAAGUCCGUACCCAGGAUUGUGCUCUUCCUCUUUCUCAUUUUCACUACUUCACUUGGCUUCUGCAAAUCCACAUCGGACCAAGACCCAACCCCAACCCCAUGGCCCCAUCAAUUCCACUCCAUCAUGGUUAUGAACUAUAGUGGAAUUCUCCAGGUGAUCAACCUGUGGUACGACUGGCCCAAUGGAAGAAACUUCAACAUAAUUCAACACCAGCUUGGUAAUGUCCUCUAUGACCUUGAGUGGAACAAUGGCACUUCCUUCUUUUAUACCCUCGACUCCUCCAAAGAGUGCAGUAGUGCACAACUUGAGGUUGGGAUUCUACGGCCCAACUGGCUAGAUGGAGCUAGGUACUUGGGUCAGCAGCACGUGGAUGGAUUCCUCUGCAAUGUGUGGGAGAAGGUAGACUUUAUCUGGUAUUAUGAGGAUGUUGUCACCAAGAGGCCCGUUCACUGGGUCUUCUACACCGGGAGGGAGGCGCAUGUGAUGACAUUUGAAGUGGGAGCAGCUCUUGAGGAUGCUAUGUGGCAAGCCCCCGUCUACUGCUUUGACAAUAAAACCAGUGCAGCUGCUUCAAUCACCAGCAUUUCCGCUAACAUAAUGGUGGAUAGAGUUCUCAAAGGUCUUGUCCAGCUCCUUGAAGCUGCUUUCAUUCGAAGUCAACUGGUUUGUGCAACUGCUGUCAAUCAACCAGGCCUUGAUAUAAGUGUUUGUUGCAUAGCAUGAAGCCACAAACGAUUGCUCUUCUUGUUGCUGCUUGUUUUCAACAAUCUAUGCUUGUUGCCCUUGUUGAUCUUUUUUGUUCUUACAAAUUUUCUCUACAUGGCCACAUUGCAUACACAUCUGCUCUGAAUUAUACGUUUAAACCAGCAAAAAUUUUCUGAAUGAUUCCUCUUCUUUUAGUGGGAACAAGGAGGAUACUUGCCCUUCCUGCCACCACCUCUGCUGCCUUGAGUCUCCUUGCCUUUUUUCUUUUCUCUCAUUGGUUUUCCUCUUACCUCCAUUGCUUGACGCAACCUUUUCUUUCUGUUUUUCCAGAAAUGUUUCUGCAAUUGUUUGCUUUUGCCUGAUGGCUCUUCUUUGUUCAAGUGUUUGCAGGGCAUUUACAAGCUCUGUCAAAGACAUGCUUGAAAGAUCCCUUGAGUCCUCAAAUGAUGAGAAUUUUUACUAAAAUUUUCAGGCAAGUUGACCAAAUCCUUUCAACAAUCCUUUUAUAAGUGAGCUCCUCUUGAAGGAACCGGAUCUGGUUCACAACAGUAAUGAGCCUGUCAGUAUAUUAUCUGAUAGUUUCGUUACCCUCCAUCUUUAAAACUUGAAGUCUCUUCUAAGGUUUAUGACUUGCAUUUGUUUGGUUUUAUCACAUCCUUCAAACUCCUCCUUGAGCUUGUCCCCGGCUUCUUUUGCUAUUUCACAAGCCAUUGAUUGAAUGCAAGACAUAGCCUCUAACUUCUUUGCACAUUCCUCACUCUGCUGCUUUUUUGAGCUAUAGUGGGAUUUGCUCUCAGUGGUGGUGGAUCUCUACCUCCUUUUACAACCUCUCACAAAUCAUGUAACUUGAGAUAAAUUUUGAUUUCACAACUCAAAUUGGAUAGUUCUCCCCUGUAAAAACAGGAAGUGGUGGUAGUGAAAAGAAAAUUUUGAAGACAUGAACGUGCUCACUGGUUUCUGGAUUUUCUGGUUUUGUAGUGAAAAGAACCUUGCUUGUUUUCUCUCUCUUACAGCCUUUCAAAGGUCACAGUAGCUCUGAUACUCUUUGAAGGCUUAGUAAUCUAAGAAGAAUGGAGAGAAUAGAAUGAAGAAGAGAACCUGUUCUGGUUUUAGAAACUCUUGAUAAGCAACAGACGCUUUCAUUUCAAUUUAUAUGCAAAAUACAAUAUAAGUCUUCAACUACAUUAUCUACUACAACAAAUUUUGUCUGCCUCACUUUCCUUUGUAUUACUGCAUUCAGAUCUUCCCAAAAGAUUUACUGGA